Molecule: messenger RNA, 2506 nt
Organism: Dioscorea cayenensis subsp. rotundata (Guinea yam)
Lineage: Eukaryota; Viridiplantae; Streptophyta; Magnoliopsida; Dioscoreales; Dioscoreaceae
Product: succinate dehydrogenase [ubiquinone] flavoprotein subunit, mitochondrial-like
Biological process (GO): mitochondrial electron transport, succinate to ubiquinone; tricarboxylic acid cycle
Molecular function (GO): electron transfer activity; flavin adenine dinucleotide binding; succinate dehydrogenase (quinone) activity
Source: RefSeq, a predicted model, not a curated record
CUUUAGCAACCCCAUUUCGCCUCCACUCUCUUUCCCAUCUCUCUCUCUCUCUCUCUCUCCGGCGUUCUCCGGCGUUGUCCGGCGAUCCUUCCAUUCGAGAGGAAUCGCUGUUCCUUUUCUUCGUCAACGACGUGCCCUAGAGCUCCAGCGAGAUGUGGCGCAGCUGCGUGUCCCGUGGCCUUCGUUUCGCUUCCAGGAACCCAUCGAUCGUGGCCCGAUCGCCGUUCCCUCUCCUCGCUUCCCGAACUCUCUCCACCGAUUCGGCUGGUGGAUCGUCGUCAUACACCCUAGUGGAUCAUACUUAUGAUGCAGUUGUUGUUGGUGCUGGAGGUGCGGGUCUUCGGGCAGCUAUUGGGCUUUCUGAGCAUGGGUUUAAUACUGCUUGUAUCACCAAGCUCUUCCCUACUCGCUCCCAUACUGUUGCAGCUCAGGGUGGUAUAAAUGCAGCAUUGGGAAAUAUGACUGAAGAUGACUGGAGGUGGCACAUGUACGAUACAGUUAAAGGAAGUGAUUGGCUAGGUGAUCAGGACGCUAUCCAGUAUAUGUGUAGAGAGGCCCCAAAAGCAGUGAUUGAGCUUGAAAAUUAUGGCUUGCCUUUUUCCAGAACUGAGGAUGGGAAAAUAUAUCAGCGUGCUUUCGGGGGCCAAAGUUUGAAUUUUGGGAAAGGUGGGCAGGCAUAUCGUUGUGCAUGUGCUGCUGAUCGAACAGGUCAUGCAUUGCUGCACACUCUUUAUGGGCAGGCAAUGAAGCAUAAUACUCAGUUUUUUGUGGAAUACUUUGCAUUGGAUCUUCUCAUGGAUAAAAAUGGAGCUUGCCAAGGGGUGAUUGCGCUAAAUAUGGAGGAUGGGACUCUUCACCGCUUCCGUGCUGCUUCUACCAUUCUGGCCACUGGGGGUUAUGGAAGGGCUUACUUCUCUGCAACCUCAGCUCAUACAUGCACCGGCGAUGGGAAUGCUAUGGUUGCACGAGCUGGACUGCCCCUUCAGGAUCUUGAGUUUGUACAGUUCCAUCCAACUGGCAUAUACGGUGCUGGGUGUCUAAUAACAGAAGGAUCUCGUGGUGAGGGUGGUAUUCUAAGGAACAGUGAAGGCGAAAGAUUCAUGGAACGUUAUGCGCCAACGGCCAAGGAUCUUGCUUCACGAGAUGUUGUUUCAAGAUCUAUGACCAUGGAAAUUAGGGAAGGCCGUGGUGUAGGGCCUCUAAAAGAUCACAUUUAUCUUCACUUGAAUCACUUGCCACCUGAGGUUCUGAAGGAAAGACUCCCUGGCAUUUCUGAAACUGCUGCAAUUUUUGCGGGUGUUGAUGUUACAAAGGAGCCCAUCCCCGUUUUACCUACAGUGCACUAUAAUAUGGGUGGUGUUCCCACAAAUUACCAUGGGGAGGUUGUUGACAUCAAAGGUGAUGAUCCAGAUGCCGUUAUUCCUGGUUUAAUGGCUGCUGGAGAAGCAGCUUGUGCGUCAGUUCACGGUGCUAACCGGCUUGGUGCCAAUUCCCUUCUUGAUAUUGUUGUCUUUGGUAGAGCCUGUGCAAACAGGGUUGCCGAGAUACAUAAGCCAGGAGAGAAACAGAAACCUCUUGAAAAGGAUGCUGGAGAGAAGACCAUUGCCUGGCUGGAUGAGUUAAGAAAUGCAAAUGGUUCACUGCCCACUUCAAAAAUCCGUCUAAAUAUGCAACGGGUCAUGCAAAAUAAUGCUGCGGUUUUUCGCACUCAAGAAACAUUAGAAGAAGGUUGUCAACUGAUUGACAAGGCGUGGGAUAGUUUUCAUGAUGUCAAAAUUCGUGAUCGGAGCCUGAUAUGGAACUCUGACUUAAUUGAGACCAUAGAGCUGGAAAAUCUUUUAAUAAAUGCGUGUAUCACCAUGCAUUCUGCUGAAGCCAGAAAAGAGAGCAGAGGUGCUCAUGCUCGUGAAGAUUUCACGAAAAGAGAUGAUGAGAAUUGGAUGAAGCACACACUGGGGUACUGGGAGAACAAAAAGGUCAGGCUGGCAUAUAGGCCUGUACACAUGAAUACUUUGGAUGAUGAGAUUGAGUCAUUCCCACCGAAAGCUCGUGUUUAUUGAAGUACCCUGAAGCCCCUCUCUUUCCUAAAUUCAAGAGCACCUGAGGUUUGAAUAAAAUGUUGAUACCUGUUGAUGCCUACCAAAGGAAAUUGAACUGUUUGCUAUGUUAGAUAGGCGAAGCUAUUUCAUAAGCAGCAUGGCCUUUUCUACUGGUUAAAGAAAGUAGACAUUAAUAUUCACAUAAGCUGCUAUUUUUUGGCACAUUUCCUUUGGUCUUGAAGUAAUUUAUUUCUUUCAGUUAUCCAGUCAUUUCAUGCAUGAAACACCGAACUCCUCAAAUUUAGUUUCUGUUCCACUAACGCCUUAGGUGGUGGGAGUUUGAGCUGGGAGGUUCCUCCUGUUCUCUCAUUUUGAAGUGCACUUUAACUGUUUUUGUGUGGAGGGCUUUGAUACUUAUCCUAUACUUCCAUGUUCUAGCGCAAAUAAAAUCACUGAUAUUGAAUCUA